Molecule: messenger RNA, 642 nt
Organism: Colius striatus (speckled mousebird)
Lineage: Eukaryota; Metazoa; Chordata; Aves; Coliiformes; Coliidae
Product: ras-related protein Rab-39B
Exons: 2
Coding region: 1-642 (213 amino acids)
Molecular function (GO): GTP binding; GTPase activity
Source: RefSeq, a predicted model, not a curated record
AUGGAGCCGCGCUGGCAGCUCCAGUUCCGGGUGAUCAUGUUGGGGGACUCCACGGUGGGGAAAUCCUCCCUGCUGCGGCGUUACACCGAGGGCGUCUUCCUGGACGCCGCCAACCAGACAGUGGGGGUGGAUUUCUACGUGCAGUCGGUGGAGCUGGAGCCGGGGCUGCGCGUGAAGCUGCAGUUCUGGGACACGGCCGGCCAGGAGAGGUUCAGGUCUGUGACUCGCUCCUACUACCGCAACUCAGCCGGGGGGAUGCUGCUCUUCGACCUCACCAACCGCUCGUCCUUCGAGAGCGUCCGGCGCUGGCACCGGGACGUGACGGACGCGCUUCAGCCCCUGGGCAUCGUGUUCCUGCUGGUGGGGCACAAGAGCGACCUGAGGGAGCAGCGGCGGGUGGGCAGGAGGGAGGCCGAGAGGCUGGCGGCCUCCCUGGGGGUACAGUACGUCGAGACCUCGGCCAAAGACGCCAGCAACGUGGCCCAGGCCUUCCACACGCUGACCUUGGGCAUCUACCGGGCGCUGCAGGCGGGGCGGCUGGUGCCCAGCGAGGCCUGGGACGGGGUGAAGAGCAGCAUCCCGCUGCCCACGCCAGCCAAGGGGCCUGAGAAGGAAGAGAAGAGGAAGAAAUGCUCGUGCUAG